AUCACAUGCUCUGCUGCAGCUGAACAGCCCUGCAUACUUGGUGGAGGGGAAAGGUAGGCGACGGAACCAACGCAACCUCUGACCUCUCUUUUCGGCAAACCAUGGCGUCGUGGCUGUUGCUCCGGAGGAUCCAAUCUGCUGGCCGUCUAUCCGGCGGCCAUGGCCGGCUGCUCAGCUUCAGGGGCGGCGAGGGGCUCUGCCGUCCUCUUCCCCCGGCGGGCGAGCCAUCAGUCUGCAGCAGUGCCUACGGGCAAAUCAAGACAGACACCAGGAUCACGAACCAUGAGCCACAUCUCGACAGGUUUUCAGAUCCCCAGGUUGCUCAUGAGGACCGUCAGUUCAUUCAGUUCUUGGACAGGAUGCUGGAUGCGAUGAGGAACCCUCAAAGUCUUGCGCUAAUACAUCGUGGGAGGCUGGCAAGUGGGCUGAAAGCAUUGGAUGAUGACAUAUGAGCCAAGUUCCCUCUGCAGACAUACAAGAGCCGAAUAAACGUGAAAAUUUGUGUUGUGUAAAAUGAUCCUGCUGUGUUUUCUGACUAACAUUGCACAAGUUUAGUGUGUUGAGACUGAUGCUGUUUAGGUUCAUUCCUAGUGGAUGAGAACAUCAACUUACUUGAAGCAAUUUCAUCUCUGAAGUGGGAACUGUUUUUCAAUAUCAAAUUGCCAAUAAUCUAUAAUAAAUUGUAGGCUUACCUUUGCUCAAA
This is a messenger RNA of Setaria italica (foxtail millet), 703 nucleotides long. RefSeq lists its product as uncharacterized. The transcript is spliced from 2 exons. NCBI's taxonomy places the organism in Eukaryota, Viridiplantae, Streptophyta, Magnoliopsida, Poales, Poaceae. The coding region runs from base 102 to 452 and encodes 116 amino acids. The record is from RefSeq and is a predicted model, not a curated record.